AUGACGAAAUUGGUGCGCAAACUCAAGCAGAUGGCCAAGAAGCGGGCCCAUCGCAAAACCGUGCUGAAGCGAAAGGUGGAGCGGGCACAAAGGGAUAUUGAGGAGAGUGAGAGGCUAAAGAAGGAGCGGCUGGAGCUUGAGACCGACCUUGAGAUGCACCGCCUCAAUUAUGGCGAGGAGGAUGCCGAAAUGAAGAAGCGGCUUGUGCGGUUGGUGGGAAAUCUUGUUCUGGAGGCCCCGCAACGGAAAUCAAAGAAGCAGGGUAGUCGCAAGCAGAUGAGGCGAAAGGAUAAGCAGAAGGAACGUGGCCAGGCUGUCGUGGCUCAGCUGGAGAAGAAGUGGAAUACGAAGAAGCGACGAGUGAAGCAGAGGGCUCAGAUACGCAACGAAGAUCUUCAUAAUUAA
Molecule: messenger RNA, 405 nt
Organism: Trypanosoma cruzi
Lineage: Eukaryota; Euglenozoa; Kinetoplastea; Trypanosomatida; Trypanosomatidae
Exons: 1
Coding region: 1-405 (134 amino acids)
Source: RefSeq, a predicted model, not a curated record